UCUCCACUUCAUAGUCUUUGACACGGAGGUGGAUCAUGACAUUCUGAAGGUUUGGGAUGGACCGGCAGAAAGUGGCAUUCUGCUAAAGGAGUGGAGUGGGUCGCUUUUACCCGAGGACACUCACAGCACCUUCAACAUCCUCACGCUUCAGUUCGACAGCGAUUACUUCAUUAGCAAGUCAGGAUUUUCCAUCCAGUUCUCUACUACAGUGGCCACGACCUGCAACGACCCAGGGACCCCUCAAAAUGGAUCACGCUACGGAGACAGCAGGGAGCCCGGUGAUACCAUUUCGUUUCAGUGUGACCCUGGGUACCAAAUUCAAGGAGUGUCUGAAAUCACUUGUGUUCAGCUCAACAGCCGGUUUUUCUGGCAGCCAGAUCCACCCACCUGCAUCGCUACCUGCGGGGGCAAUGUGACAGGGCCUGCUGGGGUAAUUCUAUCACCCAACUAUCCUCAACCCUACCCGCCAGGAAAAGAGUGCGACUGGCGGAUUGAAGUCAACCCUGACUUUGUGGUUGCUUUAAUCUUCAAAAGUUUUAACAUGGAGCCCAGCUAUGAUUUCCUUCAUAUCUAUGAGGGUGAAGACUCCAACGGACCCCUGAUCAUCAGUCUGCAGGGCAACCAAGUUCCAGAUCGCAUCGAGAGCAGUGGAAACAGCCUUUUUCUGGCAUUUCGCAGUGAUGCCUCCCUGGGGAUGUCUGGUUUUGCCAUUGAAUACAAAGAAAAGCCAAGAGAAGCAUGCUUUGACCCUGGGAACAUUAUGAACGGAACAAGACUGGGAAUGGAUUACAAGCUGGGAUCAAGUGUGACAUAUCAGUGUGAUUCUGGAUACAUCAUUGCCGGACCAGCAAGUCUCACAUGCAUCAUUGGGGCUGAUGGAAAACCUGUAUGGGAUAAAGCUCUGCCGACAUGUAAAG
This is a messenger RNA of Danio aesculapii, 917 nucleotides long. RefSeq names its product CUB and sushi domain-containing protein 1-like. The annotation marks the transcript as partial. The record is from RefSeq and is a predicted model, not a curated record. The transcript is spliced from 5 exons. Lineage: Eukaryota; Metazoa; Chordata; Actinopteri; Cypriniformes; Danionidae.